AUGUCCGCGAAAUCGAACGCGACCAAGCCGCCUAAACCGAGCCUGUCGCUGUCGCUGAAGCGCGCCGCGGCGGCGGCAAACGUGGAAGACGAGGACGACGUCCUGGACAGCGACGGCGACGGCGACGACGACGAGAUCGACCCGGUGUGGGCGGGCGGAGACGGAUUCGGAGACCACGACUUCUCCGAUCUCGUCUUGAAGCCCGACCACGCGAACCGCCCGCUGUGGAUCUGCGGCGACGGGCGCAUCUUCCUCGAGUCGUUCUCGCCCGUGUACAAGGCGGCGUACGACUUCCUCAUAUCCGUCGCGGAGCCGGUGUGCAGACCGGCGAACAUGCACGAGUACCUGCUCACGCCGCACUCGCUGUACGCCGCGGUGAGCGUCGGAUUGGAGACGGCGACCAUCUUGAGCGUGCUCGGUCGGCUCUCGAAGACGCAGCUCUCGAACGAAAUUCACUCGUUCGUGGAGGCGUGCACGGCCAACUACGGCAAGGUGAAGCUCGUGCUGCAGCGGAAUCGGUUCUUCCUCGAGUCCCCCGACCCGGGCGUGCUGCGGACGUUGCUGAGGGACGAGACGAUUCGAAAGGCGCGCGUGCCGCCGCCGCCGGGGACGGAGACGGGGACCAGACGCGAGGGCGAGGCGUUCACGGUGUCGCGCGCGCUGAGGGAUAAGGCGGCCGCGGCGGUGACGCAGGCCGCGGUCGACGGCGACGACGGCAAAAGUAAAAGCAUCGUCCCCGCGGGUCCCGGCGAGGAGGAAGGCGGCGAGGGACGCGACAAGCCGAGCACGUUUGACGAGACGUCGGUGCCGGAGUACGAUCCGCUGCGGGAGAUCUCGUCGUUCGAGAUUUACGCGGAGCAGGUGGAGCACGUGAAGCAGCGGUGCCUCCCCGGGCAGCUCGGGUACCCGACGCUGGAGGAGUACGACUUCAGGAACGACACGAGGAACCCGGACCUGGACAUCGCGUUGAAGCCGAUGACGCGGAUUCGGCCGUACCAAGAGAAGAGCCUCUCGAAGAUGUUCGGCAACGGCCGCGCGAGGAGCGGGAUCAUCGUCCUUCCGUGCGGCGCCGGGAAGUCCCUCACCGGGAUCGCCGCCGCGUCGAGGGUGCGGAAGUCGUGCCUGUGUCUGUGCACGUCUUCCGUGAGCGUCGACCAGUGGGCGGCGCAGUUCAAGCUGUGGACGAACCUCACCGACCGCGAGAUCGUUCGGUUCACGUCUCAGACGAAGGAAGAGUUCCCGCCCGUGGACCAAGCGUGCGUGUGCGUGACGACGUAUAACAUGGUAUCCGCGGGGGGCAAACGCAGCGAAGAGAGCAGGCGGGUGUUGGAACAGAUGCGAGGGAGGGAGUGGGGUAUAAUGCUCCUGGACGAGGUGCACGUCGUCCCGGCGGCGAUGUUCCGCAAGGUGAUCGGCAUCACGAAAGCGCACUGCAAGCUCGGGCUCACCGCGACGCUCGUGCGCGAGGACGAGAAGGUGGAACACCUGAACUUUCUCAUCGGUCCGAAGUUGUACGAGGCGAACUGGUUAGACCUGCAGAGGGACGGGCACAUCGCGAACGUGCAGUGCGUCGAGGUGUGGUGCCCGAUGACGGCGGAGUUUUUCACAAAGUACCUCGAGCCCGAGUGCAAGCCGAAGAAACAGGCGCUGUACUGCAUGAACCCGAACAAGUUCAUGGCGUGCCAGUACCUCAUGCAGUUCCACGAGCAGCAGAGGAAGGAUAAGAUCAUCGUCUUCAGCGAUAACAUCUUCGCGCUGAGGGAGUACGCGACGGCGCUGCGACGGCCGUUGAUUUACGGAGAGACGAGCCACGCGGAGCGCACGAGGGUGCUUCACGCGUUUAAGUUUAGCAACGAGAUCAACACGAUCUUCCUCUCCAAAGUCGGGGAUAACUCGAUCGACAUCCCAGAGGCGAACGUGAUCAUUCAGAUAUCUUCGCACGCGGGGUCGCGACGGCAAGAAGCGCAGCGAUUAGGGAGAAUUUUACGGCCGAAAGCCGCGGCGCUGGCGGCGAUGGCGGCGGGGAAGGAGGUCAAAGUCGGCGCCGGAGAGCACAACGCGUUCUUUUACAGCCUCGUCUCCAAAGACACGGACGAGAUGUACUACAGCCAGAAGCGCCAGCAGUUCCUCAUUCAGCAAGGAUACGCGUUCAAGGUUGUCACAGAUCUCAUAGGCGACGGCGACAGACCGCAGCUUCACUACAGCACGCGAGAGAAACAGAUCGAGCUCCUCGAGCGCGUGCUGCGGUUGGGCGAGGCGGAGGCGGGCGAGGAGCUUCUCCCCGCGGACGAGGACGACAUCCGCCGCGGUGGGAAAGCGGCCGCGGCGAGGCGGACGCAAGGGUCUAUGCUCGCGCUGUCUGGCGCGAAGGGCGCGUAUUUGGAGCUUCGGGAGCGGCGGCGUCUCGAAUAA
Messenger RNA from Micromonas pusilla CCMP1545, 2412 nucleotides. RefSeq lists its product as uncharacterized. NCBI's taxonomy places the organism in Eukaryota, Viridiplantae, Chlorophyta, Mamiellophyceae, Mamiellales, Mamiellaceae. The coding region runs from base 1 to 2412 and encodes 803 amino acids. Gene Ontology annotation, cellular component: nucleotide-excision repair factor 3 complex; transcription preinitiation complex; transcription factor TFIIH holo complex. Gene Ontology annotation, biological process: nucleotide-excision repair; transcription initiation at RNA polymerase II promoter. Gene Ontology annotation, molecular function: ATP binding; hydrolase activity; DNA binding. The record is from RefSeq and is a predicted model, not a curated record. The transcript has 2 exons.